Molecule: messenger RNA, 2286 nt
Organism: Saccharomyces paradoxus
Lineage: Eukaryota; Fungi; Ascomycota; Saccharomycetes; Saccharomycetales; Saccharomycetaceae
Gene: CEX1
Product: COPI-interacting protein CEX1
Exons: 1
Coding region: 1-2286 (761 amino acids)
Biological process (GO): tRNA export from nucleus
Cellular component (GO): cytoplasm
Source: RefSeq, a predicted model, not a curated record
AUGAAUUUUUCCAGCAUUUUCAAAUCUAUUUCGAAUUUCCAGUUUCCAUACACCAUAGAGGAAACUGCAAUCACUGAAACCGCCUUCUGGCAAUGUUUUGAUGGUACAAGGAAGGCAGAUUCCUUGCCAGUAACAGUUUUUAAGGCAAAAAGAUCUCCAGAAAGCGAAGCUUUAAUUUUGAAUGCUGUACACAAGGCCAAAAUUUUGAAGAUUCCAGGACUUUGCAGUGUGCUGGAGACAUUUGAUUCCGAUCCUCAAUCCACAUUUAUUGUUACAGAACGUGUAGUUCCAUUUCCUUGGGAUAAUCUAAGCUCUUUAUCUCAAAACAAAUUUGGUAUUGAAUUAGGAAUAUCACAAUUAUUGGUAACUUUGGGAUUUUUAAACAAAUUUGUCCUUGGUACACUUUCAAAAGAUUCCAUUUAUAUCAAUAUCAAAGGAGAGUGGGUACUAUUUGGACUAGAACUUUGUUCAAGCAAAGAAGGGUUAAGUGCCUUUGAAUUUUCCAGUAAAGCAAGAACAUAUUACAACAUGACCGGCUCACAGUUGCCCUGUGAAGAUUCAAAUACAAUCGAUUCAAUGGGGUUAGGUUUGUUGGUAAAGGAUCUUAUGACUCCUUCUUCUCUACCAAAAGAUUGGACUGUUAAUGUAAAUAUGAUUUCAGAUGGAAGGAUGACAAUCGAAAGCUUCAGGAAAAGGUUAGAAAAUACAGAAACUUGGCGUUCUAAUCCUUUAAUAAACUUUUAUCAAGAGUUGAAGGAAUUACAUAUAAAGGAUCCACGGGGAAAGUUGGUUGUGAUGUCAAGCUUGGAAAAUCUGUAUUUAGAGUCAAGGGAGAUUUUCCGCAAUUUAACACCUGGAAUGAUUGAGAAUUUCAUUAUUCCAGAGCUUUGUGAGAUUAUAAAAAUACUGAUGAUACAAAGCGUUGCUAGCACUGCUAGCCAUACGGGCAUGAACUUCAACGCAUCGCAUAAACUUGUACCAUUCUUAGCGAUUGUUUUAGACCUCACUUCUGAAACGAACACUUUUCCAGUUGGGUUUAACGAUCUCAUCGCUCAAAGUUUUAAACUGCCAGAUAGGCAAGUUAGAUUUCUUUUACUGAUAUACCUACCCAAAUUAAUAGGACCGUUGAGCAAAUCGGAGAUCUCCAGUAGAAUAUAUCCACAUUUUAUCCAAGGUCUGACGGACUCUGAUGCCACUCUUAGAUUACAAACAUUGAAGACAAUACCAUGCAUUGUGUCGUGUUUGACAGAGAGACAACUGAACAAUGAGUUGUUAAGGUUUCUCGCAAAAACACAGGUUGAUUCUGACAUUGAGAUUCGAACAUGGACUGUCAUUAUAAUAAGUAAAAUCUCAACUAUAUUAUCAACUUCAGUUGGCAAUCGCUCUAAUAUUUUGGCUACGGCAUUCACAAAAUCUUUGAAAGAUCCUCAUGUAAAACCAAGAUUGGCUGCACUUUAUGGGCUCGAAAAGUCGAUUGAGCUGUUUGAUGUAAACACCAUCGCCAACAAGAUCUUAACGGUCAUUGCUCCAGGUUUAUUAGAUAAAAGUUCCAUAGUAAGAAACAGAGCCAAAAUUCUGUUUGAAAUGUAUCUGGACAGAUUGGAAAAAGAAGCUCUACUUAUUCAAACAAACGAUAGUACUGACGAUUCAGAGGACAUGAAAGAAAUCGAUUUUGAUAAUUAUGGUUGCGAUGAAGAAGACAUGAAUAAGGAAGACAGUAUGUUGGCCGCAAAAUUUUUAAAUAAUUUACGCUUAAAUUCACCCUCAGCAACAAUACCAAACAACAUUACUGACAGCGAAGUCGAUUCCGCUCAGGAUGGAAAUGGGUGGGACGACUUCAGCGAUACCGAUGGCUGUACUGUAAAUAGUACCACGGAAUCCCUUGACAAACUGGCAAGUCAUGUAAUAACUACAAACACCCAAAAAUUUUCUGGAAGACCUAUUAAAAUUAAUAAGAGUUGGAAUGAUGAAUUGAAUGAUAAUGACUGGACUCAAGAUGAAAGCAGCCCAUCAAAGGAGCCUGGAGAUUACUCAAAGCCACAAGCUUCGACUUUGGCAAAAAAAAUCGCCCCUAAUUCAAAGCUUUCUAUCAAGAAGAAGAAAACAACAAUCCUCGCACCAAGAACCAUUGCUAGUAGUGCCACUGCUGCUACCAAAACGUCACUAUCAAAUAAAACAGCAAGAAGUAAGCUUGCAAGUAAUGUUCGUGCCUCGGUAAUCAAUGAAAAACAUGUUGAUAGCUGGGAUGAUGAUGGAGAUGCAGAAUCCUGGGAUACAAAUUGGUGA